AGAAAAACGCAGACCCCCUCUUGGUGGGCCUGGUGACGCACGCGAAUCCGCUGCUACUGCUCUCUCUCUCGCAAGCAAAAGGACUCGCGAGUCGGAGCGCAGGCCCACCGAGCAGAACCCAUCUAGUCCUUCCUACCAGGCGAACCCAUGGCGGCGGUGGCGGCGGGCGGCGGCGGCGGAGGGAAGGUGUCCUUCAAGAUCAUCCUCACCUCCGACCCCAAGCUCCCCUUCAAAGUGUUCAGCGUGCCCGAGGCGGCGCCCUUCACCGCGGUGCUCAAGUUCGCCGCCGAGGAGUUCAAGGUCCCGCCCCAGACCAGCGCCAUCAUCACCAACGAUGGAGUUGGCAUCAACCCCCAGCAAAGUGCAGGCAACGUGUUUCUGAAACAUGGUUCAGAGCUGCGUCUCAUCCCUCGUGAUAGAGUUGGAGGUGUGGAUGUAUCUUUCUAGAUGAUACAGUACAUUAUGAGCAAAACUCGAGCGAAUAAAGUUUGAUGUUAGCUGUGCUUGGUUGUAAAAUUUGACAUGAAUAAAUAUAUGAACAUACAUGUUUCCUAUAAUUUGUAUGUUCUUCCGCUUGCACUUGGUGGCUCGAAGAAUGUAGAAACAGAUUUCUGCA
Messenger RNA from Setaria italica (foxtail millet), 616 nucleotides. RefSeq names its product ubiquitin-fold modifier 1. Gene Ontology annotation, biological process: protein K69-linked ufmylation. The transcript is spliced from 4 exons. Gene Ontology annotation, cellular component: cytoplasm; nucleus. Bases 148 to 447 code for a protein of 99 amino acids. Lineage: Eukaryota; Viridiplantae; Streptophyta; Magnoliopsida; Poales; Poaceae. The record is from RefSeq and is a predicted model, not a curated record.